CCGCCGGGGCGCGCGCGCCGCCGCACGUGGCGACGGGGACCCCACGUGGGCGGCGGCCAUGGCGGGCUCUCCGGAGGCGGCGGAAGAGGCGGCGGCGCAGGGCCCGCAGCCCCCGGCGCGGGGUGGGAAGCGGGCGGCCCCCGCACCCGGGGACCCGCAGCCGGCCAAGCUGAGCCGCGCCGAGCUCUACAAGCCGCCGACCAGCGAGGAGCUGAGCCAGCUGAAGGAGACGGAGGAUCUGUUCCACUCCAGCCUGCUCCGCCUACAGAUUGAAGAGCUUCUGAAGGAGGUGACAUUGAAGGAGACGAAGAAGAAGAAGAUUGAUGCCUUCCUCCAUGAAAUUAACAGCCUGCUGAGCGCUCUCCCAGAGACCACAGAAACUGAACUCACCGACCAGGCCUGGCUUUCCAAGGAUGUGAAGGUCCCGUUCCUGCAAGUGCCAUUCAGUGUGAAGGGGAGGUUCCACUUUGUGCCCCCAGCCGAGCUGAAGGUGGUGGGCAGUUACCUGCUGGGCACCUGCGUUAAGCCGGAGAUCAAUGUGGACGUGGCAGUGAUCAUGCCUCGGGAAAUCUUCCAGGACAAAGAUAAUCUGAAUCAACGCUACCACCGGAAGAGAGCUCUGUACCUGUCCCACAUCGCCCAGCAUUUCUCCAAGGAGAAGCUCUUUGGCAGUGUGAAGUUUGCCUACAUGAACAGCAACCAUCUGAAACCCAUCCUGCUCCUGAGGCCUCAAGGCAAGGAUGAGAAGAUGGUCACUGUCCGACUCCAUGCCUGUCCUGAUGUGGGUCUCUUCAAACCCAGCCGCUUCCAUCCCAGCAAGAACAAUGUCCGCACCGCCUGGUUCAUGGAGCAGAGCACUCCCAAAGAAGGAGCCUCCGAGCCCCCGACCCCCCACUACAACAACUCCAUCCUCUGUGACACAGUGAUGCUCUCCCACCUGCAGUUCUUGUCUAAUGCAGCCACUGACUUCCCAGGCAUGAAGGAUGGCCUGGCCCUCCUCAAAGUUUGGCUGAACCAGCGGCAGCUCAGCAAGGGCCUGGGGUGCUUCAGUGGCUUCUUGGUCUCCAUGCUGGUUGCCUACCUGCUGAUGAAACGCAAGAUCGUCAAGAUGAUGAGUGGGUACCAGGUGUUGAGGAGCACUCUGCAAUUCCUGGCCACCACUGACUUGAGCAUGACAGGGAUCAGUCUAGCGAAGGAUGCGGAUCCCUCCCUGCCUGCCCUGGAUGACUUCCACCAGGCAUUUGAAGUGGUCUUUGUGGAUCCCUCUGGGCUGGUGAACCUCUGCGCUGAUAUGACUGCCAGCAAAUACCACCAGGUCCAGUUUGAAGCCAAGUGCUCCAUGGAAAUUUUGGAUGACCGGAUGGUGGACGGCUUUCAGGCACUGCUCAUGACUCCGAAGCCCAUGCUCAGAGCCUUUGACCACAUCUUCCACCUGAAGCAUGUCUCCAAGCUGCAGGGUACCUGCAAGAAGAUGCAGCUGCUGAAUGAGCUGAUGGAUCGGGGUGGGAACUACGUGGCUGCAGCCCUGCCCUUCAUUGUCUCGCUGCUGGCACGUGGUCUGUCCAAGAGAGCACUGCUUGUGGCUCACUCCUUGCCCCAGAUCCCUGAGUGGUCAAUUGAUGCUGAGCCCCCAAAACACAAGGAUGUUGGGUCCCUGACAUUUGGGCUCCUGUUUGUUCCCGAGUUUGCUGCCAGCACGCUGGAGAAGGGACCACAGGCUGAUCACCCCGAGGCCCUGGAGUUCCGGACCUUCUGGGGAGAGAAGUCAGAGCUGCGGCGGUUCCAGGAUGGCAGCAUCUGUGAGGCCGUGGUGUGGGAGGCCAGCACUGCCUGCCAGAAACGCCUCAUUCCUGAGCAGAUUGUCAGGCACCUGCUGAAGCUCCAUGCGGACAUUCCCGAAUCCUCUAUCUGCUACGCAGGAGCCCUGCUGGAAUCUGUGAUCAGGACUGGGCAAAAGGCGUCGGGGAUGGGCGAGGAGGCCAUGGUCAGUGUCGUCUGCUCCUACGACGACCUGAGCCGCAAGCUGUGGAACCUGAAGGAGCUGCCGCUGACGGUGACGGCUGUGCAGGGUGUCCACCCAGCCCUCCGGUACACGGAUGUCUUCCCUCCCAUUCCCAUGAAGCCGAUUUAUUCCUUCCAUAACCUAAUCAGAAUCAAGCACUUGCUGCUUCCUUCGAAAGAGAAGCCCUGCCCAGCCUACAUAACCCCUUUGAAGAUCAUCUGCCACAUGGAAGGCAGUGGCCAGUGGCCACAGGACAAGGAAGCCAUUAAGCGUAUCAAGGCAGCUUUCCACCUCCAGCUGGCUGAGCUCCUCCGGCAGCAGCACCAGCUGCUUUGCAGACCUGCAGCCACCCACACUGAUGUGUACAAGGAUGGCUACGUUUUCCGUCUCCAAGUAGCCUACCACCGGGAGCCCCUGAUCCUGAAGGAAGUGGUCACCCCUGAAGGGUUGUUGAAGUACCAGGACACAGAGGAAUCUCGUCAGCUGGAGUGGGAGACGUUGCAUUUGCCCUACCUAACCAGCUCUCUGCACGGGCUCCAGCAGCAGCACCCUGUCUAUGGCAGCACCUCCCGGCUGGCCAAGCGCUGGGUCAGUGCCCAGCUCCUGAGCGACAACAUCUCUGAGGAGUGUGUGGACCUUCUUGUGGCGUUUCUCUUCCUCCACCCAGCCCCUUUCACACCACCCAGCUCUCCCCAGGUGGGGUUCCUGCGCUUCCUCAACUUGCUGGCAACCUUUGACUGGAAAAACAACCCUCUGAUUGUCAACAUAAACACUGGCCUCACAGACACUGACUGCACAGAGAUCAGGAACAAGUUUGUGGCUGCUCGCUCUCGCCUCCCUGUCAUGUUCAUUGCCACCCCCAAGGACCAGUGGAGCUCCAUGUGGACCCAGGACCGACCCUCGGCACAGAUCCUGCAGCGCCUCGUCGUGCUCGCCUCAGAGUCUCUCCGUGCCCUGGAGGAGCAGCUCAUGGACCCACUCAACAGCCAGGAUGUGAAGAUGGUCUUCCGCCCUCCUUUGGACUUCUACGAUGUCCUAAUCCACCUGAAUCCAAAACAGAUUCCUCGGCAUCUGGAGAACGUGGACCGGCCGCCAAAAUCCUUUUGCCGUGGUGUGGUGAAGAACAGCAGUGCCUUGAAUAUCCUCUUUCCUGUGGUGGAUUAUGACCCUGUGCAGUGCUACCUCCAGGAGCUGAGACUCUUCGGCUGUGGCUCCGUUGCGCAGAUCGUGCUCAGCAGAGGGUCUCAUGGAAGUUUCCUGACUGUCAACCUGGCCUUCGGCUUUGCUGUGACACUUGGCAUUCUGAUUGCAGGACAGAUAUCAGGUGGACACCUGAACCCAGCUGUCACUUUUGCCAUGUGCUUCUUGGCCCGGGAGCCCUGGAUCAAGCUGCCAAUUUAUGCCCUUGCACAAACCCUGGGGGCUUUCCUUGGAGCUGGCAUAGUCUUUGGGCUGUACUACGAUGCCAUCUGGGCUUUUGGCUUUAACCAGCUGUACACAACAGGAGUGAAUGGCACUGCUGGUAUCUUUGCCACCUACCCAUCUGAGCAUCUGAAUGUUGUGAAUGGAUUCUUUGACCAGUUCAUUGGCACCGCCUCCCUCAUUGUCUGUGUCUUGGCUAUUGUUGAUCCCUUCAACAACCCCGUCCCCACAGGGCUGGAGGCUUUCACAGUUGGCUUUGUUGUCCUUGUUAUUGGAACCUCCAUGGGCUUCAACUCUGGCUAUGCUGUCAACCCUGCCAGGGACUUUGGGCCUCGUCUCUUCACAGCCAUCGCUGGCUGGGGUACGGAGGUGUUCGGGGCUUGCAACCAUUGGUGGUGGGUUCCAGUUGUUGCUCCUUUCCUUGGGGCAAUUGCAGGAGUGAUAGUCUACCAGCUGAUGAUUGGAUGUCACGAUGAGCCUUCACCACCUGCCUCUGAGCAGGAAACAGUCAAGCUGGCUAACGUGAAGCACAAGGAGAGGGUCUGAGGAAGCUGCCACCCUGAUCUGGCAGGUAUUCAUUACUCAGGACUGCAAUUGGCAAAGAGGAGGAGAAGAUAAGAAGAGCUUCAAGAACAACAGCAAGAGUUUUUUACCUGUCUUGAGAUAUUCUAGUAUUUU
This is a messenger RNA of Pseudopipra pipra, 4102 nucleotides long. Its product is annotated as aquaporin-3-like. The transcript is spliced from 29 exons. Gene Ontology annotation, molecular function: urea transmembrane transporter activity; glycerol channel activity; water channel activity. The record is from RefSeq and is a predicted model, not a curated record. Lineage: Eukaryota; Metazoa; Chordata; Aves; Passeriformes; Pipridae. Gene Ontology annotation, biological process: water transport; tRNA export from nucleus; rRNA processing. Gene Ontology annotation, cellular component: small-subunit processome; basolateral plasma membrane; UTP-C complex. Bases 59 to 3970 code for a protein of 1303 amino acids.